AUGAGCAGGGAGGCGCUACGCACGUCGGUGAAAUACGGAGAAAUAACGGCGGGCGUGAUACAUCGAUCAGUCAAUGUCGUCCCCUCGCUAGCUUCCACAGCCGGCGCCGCGCGUCCAAUCCAUCAACGCUUGACACCUCUACCGGAUGAAAACGCAAGUUUUGCAAUGACAUCGUCGCUCCCGUCGAGUGUCGAAGCUCCUAGACUAUUCGCAGCAUCAACGAUCUUAAGAGAAAUCACCCUACCCUAUAAGGAAAAGCUUUCUGAAGUAAGAAAAAAUUAUGAGAGAAAAAUAUUUACGCUGCGCGCGCACACCGUCCCUCAAGAAAGCGACAUGAUGCUUGUCUCCCGGGACAAGGAGCGGGGAGUGGGGGCAGAAUUGAACACAGAGCUGAAUUUCAAUUUAACAGUUGGGUGGCGCGGCGUCGAAAGCGAAAUAGGAAAAGGAAAUGAGGCGGACAGAUUCGAAGGUGGGAAGACGAGGGAGAGACAGCAGGAAAAUUAUGGACAAGAAAAGCUC
This is a messenger RNA of Iphiclides podalirius (scarce swallowtail), 519 nucleotides long. Lineage: Eukaryota; Metazoa; Arthropoda; Insecta; Lepidoptera; Papilionidae. The record is from the annotation of a GenBank genome assembly.